Molecule: messenger RNA, 2637 nt
Organism: Prunus avium (sweet cherry)
Lineage: Eukaryota; Viridiplantae; Streptophyta; Magnoliopsida; Rosales; Rosaceae
Gene: EXO70D3
Product: exocyst subunit exo70 family protein D3
Biological process (GO): exocytosis
Cellular component (GO): exocyst
Molecular function (GO): phosphatidylinositol-4,5-bisphosphate binding
Source: RefSeq, a predicted model, not a curated record
GACAAGUCAUGGUUGAGUAGCAAAAGGAAGUCAAAACUGUCAAAAAUCAAGUCUUUCUUGCAAUUUUACCUUCUUCCAGUUUCCCAUUUUUCCAUUUCCACAGUGUCUCUCAACGACUGACGCUACGGUCGCUAUUACCACCACAAUUGACAAAAGAUCAAGAGCAACAAAUUUUUUUUUUCCACAGCUGCCUUUCGAAGACCAUCGUCUACUUCCUGAACCUCCAAUCUUUUUCCCCCAAUUUUCAACUCUCGCCACCACCACCAGCAGCUCAAAACGCAGCGUUUCAUGGAAGCUCCACCUCCGCCUUCGCCUACAGAGCUCGACGCGGCGGAGAGGAUUAUUCUCCUGUGGGACUCGACGGCCUCUGAAGAAGCCAGGGAACGAAUGAUAUUCGAAGGCCACCGGGACGAAGUCGAUCGCUACUUGCAGGCCGUCGAUGAAAUCCAACGCUCCAUGUCCUCCGCCUCCCUCGUCUCCGACGACGACCAGGCCAAGCUCAACUCCGCCAUCCAGAUCGCCAUGGCGAGGCUCGAGGACGAGUUCCGCAACAUCCUCCUCAACCAUACCUCUCCCAUCGAGCCUGACUCGCUCACCUCCACCGAUCCGAGCUCGUCCACUCACUCCUGCGCCGCUGAUUCGAACUCCGAGUUCGAGGAUUACUCUGCCGAAGACGACUCCGGUUUGACAACUCCCAAGGCCUCCUCCGCCUCCGUCGGCGACGCCGACGAGCUGCUUCAGCGCGGCGAUUCGUCGAACACUUGCAGCUACAGGUCCACCAGCAGCAUCCGCGAGCUCGAUCUCAUCCCCUCCGAUGCCGUCGUCGAUCUCCGCAACAUCGCCGAGCGGAUGAUCGCCGCCGGAUUCCUCCGCGAGUGUAUUCAGGUGUACGGUGGAGUACGGAAGUCCGCAGUAGACUCGAGUUUCCGAAGGCUAGGGAUUGAGAAGUUGAGCAUCGGCGAUGUUCAGAGGCUUCAGUGGGAGCAGCUCGAGGCCAAGAUCCGACGCUGGAUACGCGCCGCCAAGGCCUGCGUCAGGAUCGUCUUCGCCUCGGAGAAAAAGCUUUGCGAGCAAAUCUUCAACGACAUCGGCACCGCCAUUGACGACGCUUGCUUCAUGGAAACAGUGAAGGGCCCCGCGAUUCAGCUCUUCAACUUCGCCGAGGCGAUCAGCAUCAGCCGGAGGUCGCCGGAGAAACUCUUCAAGAUUCUCGACUUGCACGACGCUCUGAUGGACUUGAUGCCGGAUAUCGAAUCAGUGUUUGAAUCGAAAUCGUCCGAGUCGAUUCGGAUUCAGGCGGUGGAGAUCCUGUCGAGGCUUGCGGAGGCGGCGAGGGGGAUUUUGUCGGAGUUUGAGAACGCAGUGCUUCGCGAACCUUCUAAGGUCCCAGUCCCGGGUGGAACGAUUCAUCCAUUGACUCGGUAUGUAAUGAAUUACAUCAGUUUGAUAUCGGAUUAUAAGCAGACUUUGAAUGAGCUUAUUGUGUCAAAACCCUCCACGGGGUCGCGGUACUCCGGCGACCCCACCACCCCGGAUAUGGAGUUUGCCGAGCUGGAGGGAAAGACCCCUUUGGCUCUGCAUUUGAUUUGGAUUAUUGUGAUUUUGCAAUUUAAUUUGGAUGGCAAGUCCAAGCACUAUAAGGAUGCUUCAAUAGCUCACUUGUUUAUGAUGAACAAUGUUCAUUACAUAGUUCAGAAGAUCAAAGGGUCCCCGGAACUGAGGGAGAUGAUUGGUGACGAUUAUUUGAGGAAGUUGACCGGGAAGUUCCGCCAGGCGGCCACUAGUUACCAGAGAGCUACUUGGGUGAGCGUGUUGUAUUGUUUGAGGGAUGAAGGGUUACAUGUGAGUGGGAGUUUUUCUUCUGGGGUGUCAAAGAGUGCUCUGAGAGAGAGGUUUAAGUCUUUCAAUGCCAUGUUUGAGGAGGUUCAUAGGACUCAAGCUACUUGGUUGAUACCGGACUCUCAGCUUAGGGAGGAGCUAAGGAUAUCUAUCUCAGAGAAGUUGAUCCCAGCUUAUAGGUCGUUUCUUGGGCGGUUCAGGAGCCAUAUAGAGAGUGGGAGGCAUCCGGAAAAUUACAUCAAGUAUUCGGUCGAAGAUUUGGAAACUGCUGUAUUGGAUUUCUUUGAGGGGUACUCGGUAUCCCAGCACUUGAGGAGGAGAUCUCAGUGAAUGUGAUCAAAUUGAAGUUAAGUUUUGCAAGUUUAGAAACUAGGACACAUUCUUUGAAUUUUUUUGUGGAGUGUUCGGGUGGUGUUGGUGUUGGUCAGUCUGGGAUUCAAUGAGCUUUCCAUUUCAUUACAAAUCCUACAUAGUUCAAUAUUCUGUUGAUUGGAGGAGAUCAGAUUGUUUGUGAAGAUCUCAGUUGCAGCUCUACAGAGUGGCCAAGUCUACAAGCCUGAAUGCUUCUGCCCUGUAAGCAUGUUAUUUAUUAUCAUUAUUAUUAUUAUUACUACUACUAGGAUCUAGAUUUUGUUUCAUUUGUUCAUAUUGGAAUUGUUGUGUGUGUGCUUUGUUCCAAUCUUUUUAAUAUCAAGAAGCAGUUUCUUAUAAUUAGUUCCAGGUGACUUGUAUACCAGGUCGUAUUUUUAGCCUUUUCAUAAGGCAAAUUUGGAAAAUGAAAUCUUAGAUAAGUUUUGA